AUACCCGGCGGCAAAGGCGAAAUCUGGGGUACAUUGACCCCUUCAUCUGGAAGCAUGUCCAAGAUGCAUGCACCCCGGCCACAACCGGUAAAACCAUGGCAUCUGACCUCUCAGAUGCGAAUUUCGGAGUGAUGUCUAUCAAACAAUCUACUAUGGACCGGUUAGUUGUACGGCUCAUCUAUGUCUUCAAGCAUAUGAAGGAUAUGGCGAAAUCAAUCCUAGACAUCCCGUGGAUCGACUCACAAGCUUAUAAACAGCGCCUAUCUUCCUCAACAGAACACUGAACCACCAGUCCUUCGAUUCACAAAUCAACCACCAUGGUCGCCUUCUCCUCCAUCAUCGUCGCUCUCAGCGGCGCCGCCACUGUCCUCUCCUCUCCCUUGGAUCUCAUCACGCGCAGCACGCCCCAAGGCACCGGCACGCACAACGGUUUCUUCUACUCUUUCUGGUCCGACAAUCAAGGCCAAGUCACCUACAACAACGAGGCGGGUGGCAAGUACAGCGUCAGCUGGAACAACGUCGGCAACUUCGUCGCGGGCAAGGGCUGGAACCCCGGCGGCCCCAAGGUCGUCAACUACACCGGCACCUGGAACGCCGCCAACGUCAACUCGUACGUCAGCUUGUACGGCUGGACGCGCAACCCGCUCGUCGAGUACUACAUCGUCGAGAGCUACGGCAGCUACAACCCGUCUAGUGGUGCGCAGAAGAAGGGUACCAUCCAGAGCGAUGGCGGUACCUAUGAUAUCUAUCAGACCACCCGCGUCAACCAGCCCAGUAUCGAUGGCACGUCGACUUUCCAGCAGUACUGGAGUGUGAGGACGCAGAAGAGGGUUGGUGGGACCAUCACUACGGGAAAUCAUUUCGAUGCCUGGGCCAAGGUUGGACAGAAGCUGGGAACGCACAACUAUAUGAUUCUUGCUACUGAGGGGUACCACUCUAGCGGCAGCGCGUCGAUUACGGUGCAAGGGCCGUGAGGGCCGAGUCGUUGUUUAUGUGGAAGAAAGGGUGAAGGGCCGGGUUGGGAGCCAUGCGUGACUUGUAAAUAGUGUUGAUGCUGACAGGGAGUUGGGUGGGUUUGUGGGGCUUAUGGGAAGAAGCACGAUGG
Westerdykella ornata is the source of this 1105-nucleotide messenger RNA. Its product is annotated as xylanase. Gene Ontology annotation, biological process: xylan catabolic process. The transcript has a single exon. NCBI's taxonomy places the organism in Eukaryota, Fungi, Ascomycota, Dothideomycetes, Pleosporales, Sporormiaceae. The coding region runs from base 318 to 974 and encodes 218 amino acids. The record is from RefSeq and is a predicted model, not a curated record. Gene Ontology annotation, molecular function: hydrolase activity, hydrolyzing O-glycosyl compounds.